AUGGGUCGCCACUCAUCAACAUCAAGCUGUGCGAGUGCAUUGACAAACGGACCGGGACCUCCGACGAUGCCUUCUCCGGGGCCGCCGUCUUACCCGGGUCCCUACGACGGGCUCCCCGCCAAAUUCGUGCAAUCUAUGAAGACUCUAUUCGAUAUUCUCGAUGAGAAAGGAUCGGGCUUAGUUCCGCUGCGGGACAUUGAAACACGAUGGGCAAAGCAAGCGAAUGCUCAAGUUUUGGACAACUUGAGAAACGUUGCCGCUCAGAACAAGGGACAACUCUUGAGUUUCGACAGAUUCUGCUCGGCCCUGAAGAUGGCUCUAUUAGCGGAAUCGCCAAAGUCGUCCUGCAACAACAGCGUCUCGUCGGUGACGUCAGGCAGCAGUCAAAAUCCUGUUUCUCAGAGAAAUAUCCUUCUGGACCAUGGUAAAGUAAGCGAUACCAGUUUCGCGCCUACGAGAGCGGCGAGUGAGCCACCCAACACCAGUGACACGCUUUCCAAUCAGGGUGACUUGAAUCCGGCUGUACCUAAACUGAACGUAUCGUUCGAGAAUCUAUUGGAAACUCCGACUCAAUCGAAGCUUCCGCCCAGAAAACCAUUCUCUCCGUCGACCACCCACCAUACACAGCCACAGCAGCAACAACAACAACAACAAACAGGUCAUCAGCGGACAGCAAUAUUACCGCCAUCGAGCUCAAUGGUGCGGCCGCCAUCAGGUGUAAAAGUUCUGGGCAGACCAUCGGGCGCUUCCGGCCUUUCGGCCAAUACACCGUCCCAUAUCGGGAAUCGGAUUCCUCCUCCGGGGAGGCUGGGACCGCCACCGCAGAGUAAUAUCCGUCGAAUCGUUCGGCCCUCGGGGGGACCGAUUGAAUCAUCGAAGUUCCAAGUCACUCCCGUGCCGACGAACCCGGAAGGUCGCUCUCGGACCCCAGACAAUUUCCUCGAAAAUUCGGCGACUCAUACUCAGAGAGCAAUCAAACCACCGAUGACGCGAUCCGUGUCAAGUAUCGCGGAGACGAUGCCGAAAUCAAUGAAUGAAGCGGCAAACAGGAGUCCUUUCUCGAUGAGUUCGAUGCAAGGUCAGAAUCAAGUUCUGCUGCCGCCUGCGAAGAGCUCCUUUCCCGCGGUCGCUCCGCCCGCUGCCCGACGCGCGUAUUCCGUCAUGCACGAGAUCCACAAUCAAGGCCAUCACCAUAAUCAUAAUCACCAUCAUCAUGCGACCCAUCUCAACCACCAGGAUCAGUAUCUACAGCAGUACUCUCAGGGCAAAUGGGAGCCGAGUCAGGCAUGUCAGAAGCUGAGGAGCCUAUUCGUCGGCGAUUUCCAAGGCAGAUUCCUUGAAAUGGUACCCUACACGUCCGAAUUUCCACCUUUGCAGAGCUCCACGAGCGCGAUGAUGGCUCCGAUUCAGACUGAUCAAGUCCACACUGCGAAUAAGGUGUCUCUGGGCUCUGCGAUUCAUCGCGGGAACACAGCGGCCAAAACUCAAAUCGCUCAUCUGCCCCGUUUUAUACCGCAACCAUCAGCACCGAACUUCAAUCAUUCUCCCCAGUCUCAGAUGAGCGGGAGUGCGCCGAUGCAUCAAUCAACACCGAGUCCUACAGCUACAAGCGUGCCGAAUUCUCAGCCUCAAGCCGCUUUGGUCCGGAAUCCCAAUUCUCGCGAGCUCAAUGCUAUGGUUCGAGCGGUCCCUUGUCAAAGCUCCACCGCGAACGUUCAACAAACCCAGCAAGUGCCCAUGAGACAAAUGGCUACUCCGUUGCAGACACCGGGAGGGUCGAAACCAGAGAAACCACCGCGAAGGAGAGAACCGCGACGGCACACGCUGGCCCACGGCAUUGAAUACGGCACGAUACGUCGAUUGAAGCUGCUCGAACAGGAGAGAGAUGUUUUGCAAAAAGGUUUGCAAGCUGUGGAACGAGCCAAGGAUUGGUAUCUACGGCAGCUAAGUCUCCUACAAGAGAAGCUCCGAGCGCCCGUUCCAGCCCAUGGAGCACCAGAGUACUCCACGGAUGCCCAUGAGGAGAGACUUCGCUUCCAAAUGGCUCGAAUCCUUGACGUAAAUCAACAUCUCGCCGCUCUGGUCGACAGUGGAGAUAAGCCUUCGUUCCCGCUGCACAUGAAUUUAGCCCUGCUCAACAUCAAUGUGAACCAGAACUCGCUCCAAACACAGAAUCAGACACAGGUAAUUCAUACAAGCUCUUUCGACAUUAAGAUUUCUCCGGGUGAGGCCAAACGACUACGGGAACACAAUCUCAAACUGAGCUCGGACUUGGAGAAGAGACAGGAGCUCAUCGCGCAGCUGGAAGCGGAGAAGACUCAACUAGUCCGAGAGCUUUUCGCUUCCAAAGCUCAACAACAACAGCAGCAGCAACAACAACAACAAGCCCAGAGGUACCGGAGUCAGGGUCCGAAUACUGCCGACACCACACUUAUGUAG
Galendromus occidentalis (western predatory mite) is the source of this 2439-nucleotide messenger RNA. RefSeq lists its product as uncharacterized. The coding region runs from base 1 to 2439 and encodes 812 amino acids. The record is from RefSeq and is a predicted model, not a curated record. NCBI's taxonomy places the organism in Eukaryota, Metazoa, Arthropoda, Arachnida, Mesostigmata, Phytoseiidae. The transcript has 15 exons.